This is a messenger RNA of Ananas comosus (pineapple), 2327 nucleotides long. RefSeq names its product protein NRT1/ PTR FAMILY 7.3. Gene Ontology annotation, biological process: transmembrane transport. Lineage: Eukaryota; Viridiplantae; Streptophyta; Magnoliopsida; Poales; Bromeliaceae. The record is from RefSeq and is a predicted model, not a curated record. Gene Ontology annotation, cellular component: membrane. The transcript has 6 exons. Gene Ontology annotation, molecular function: transmembrane transporter activity. Bases 259 to 2031 code for a protein of 590 amino acids.
GUACCACAUCAGGUCUCACCCAUCCACUACCUCCCCUGUAACUCUAUAAAAGCAUACCUUGCUCUCUCCAUCUCCUACUAUCUCUCCAUCAAUUCUUCUCAUUAUUUUCCUUGUUUUUAAGCUUCUUGGAUUUCUCUAACCAUCGGUUGGUAGAGCUGACGACUCUACCGCAACCAGAAUGGUUAGUAAAUUUUAGCAAAAUAGACAACAAAGGAGAAGCAAGGAGAGACGGAAGAGACGAAGGUAGGAGUUGUCGUAAUGGAGGUAGAUGAGACGAGAGGUACAGAAGAAGAGUGUGAUUACACUCUUGAUGGCGCUGUGGACUUCAAAGGUCAUCCUGCAUUGAAGGGAAAAUCUGGUGGAUGGUUGGCUGGUACCCUAAUACUUGUGAAUCAAGGACUAGCAACUUUAGCAUUCUUUGGUGUGAAUGUUAACCUUGUGCUGUUUCUGACGAGGGUGCUGCAGCAAAACAAUGAGGAUGCAGCCAAUAAUGUUAGUAAAUGGACAGGCACAGUGUACAUGUUCUCCCUCGUUGGCGCCUUCCUCAGUGACUCCUACUGGGGAAGAUACAAAACUUGCGCCAUCUUCCAGGUCAUAUUUGUGCUUGGACUGGUGCUACUAUCAUUGUCUUCGCAAAUGGUCUUACUCAGGCCCACAGGAUGCGGCAAUGAGCACAGCACAUGCAAACCCCACUCAAGCAUUGAGAUUGGGGUGUUCUACAUAUCCCUUUACAUGAUUGCCCUUGGCAAUGGGGGUUAUCAGCCUAAUAUCGCCACAUUUGGGGCUGAUCAAUUUGAUGAGGAGGACCCAAGAGAGGCCCGCUCAAAAGUGUCUUUCUUUAGCUACUUCUAUUUAGCCCUCAACAUAGGCUCCCUCUUCUCAAACACCUUCUUGAGCUACCUUGAGGAUAAGGGCAGAUGGGUUUUGGGAUUUUGGGCCUCAGCAGCUUCUGCCUUCAUUGCCCUGGCCCUCUUCCUUGGUGGGACUCCCAGGUAUAGGCAUUUCAAGCCAGGUGGGAAUCCCCUCUCCAGAGUUUCCCAAGUGGCGGUCGCGGCAUCGAGGAAAUGGAAGAUCAGCAUGCCGCAAGGCGACGAGGAUCUAUACGAGGUGGACGGGAAGGAUUUUGCAAAAGCCAAUGCAAGCAGGAAAAUUCUACACACGGAGGGCUUCAAGUGUUUGGAUCGAGCCGCAUACAUGGAUCCCUCAGACGACUUCACCAUGCACGGCCAAUCCCUCGUCCGCAACCCUUGGAAACUCUGCACUGUAACACAAGUGGAAGAAGUGAAGUGCGUUCUCCGCCUUCUCCCGAUAUGGCUAUGCACCAUCCCCUACUCCGUUGUUUUCACGCAGAUGGCCUCCCUCUUCGUCGUCCAGGGCGCCGCCAUGCACCGCACUUUCAACGGUUUCGACCUUCCCCCUGCCAGCAUGUCUGCCUUCGACAUUCUCAGUGUUGCAGCCUUCAUUUUCCUCUAUCGCCGCCUGCUCCGCCCACUCAUUGGUCGGAUAACAAACAACCCACGGGGUCUCACUGAGCUCCAAAGGAUGGGUGUUGGGCUAGUGAUUGCCGUAGCAGCCAUGAUCUCAGCCGGCACGGUCGAGCACUUCCGACUCAAGCAGGCCCAAGCAGGCGGCGGCAGCAAGCUAAAUAUACUAUGGCAGGUGCCGCAAUAUGUUCUGAUAGGCGCAUCGGAGGUGUUCAUGUACGUAGGGCAGCUGGAAUUCUUCAACGGGCAGACGCCAGACGGGCUGAAGAGCUUCGGCAGUGCACUCUGCAUGACAUCCAUGUCGCUUGGAAACUACUUCAGCGAUGCCAUCGUCUCUGCCAUAAUGCAGGCCACCACUGCAGGGGGCCGCCGCCCCGGCUGGAUCCCUGCUGACCUUAACAGGGGCCACAUGGAUCGGUUCUACUUCCUACUGGCCACACUCACUGCUGUUGAUUUUGUGGUGUAUGUCGCCUGCGCAGGGUGGUACAAGUGCAUGAAGAUCGAGAGCAAGUGCGGGGACAACGAGGAUGAGACCGUCUCAGAUUGAUGAUGAGAGUUUUUCUCGUCGCCACUAAGAGGUGGAUUAGAGUAUUCUCACGUGAUUAGGCACGUGCUACAGAAUAAGGAUUGAAAAAUCAUUUGUCCAGUAAGUAAAAGAAACCACAAACGACCAGUGGCAGUUUUCCUAGUCUCUCUCUCUCCCUGUACUUGGGCCAGGCUCUAAAUUUAUCAACAGGGCCAGAGCAAACCCUAGGACCAACCCGCUCUAAAGUUCAUUGUACUGUACAUUUUUUGCCACCUCCACUAGCUAUAAAUUGCUCUUUUAUCAAAAGUAUCUUCUCA